AUGCGGUUUUAUAAUCUGCUUUCUGCCGGGCUCUUUGGGCUUGCGCAGGCCAAUGCCCAUCGUCAUGCUAUGCUCCACCGCCGAGCAUCUUGUGAUGGAAACACCGCUUCCACUAGAUCAACCUGGUGUGACUACUCCAUCGACACUGAUUAUUCCACUGAAGUGGUUGACACUGGUGUCACCAAGGAGUAUUGGUUAGAGCUGACUGACGUUACUGUUGCUCCCGAUGGCUACUCACGCUCCGCCAUGGCCGUCAACGGUACUAUUCCGGGCCCUACACUGUUUGCUGACUGGGGUGAUACUGUCGUGGUUCAUGUUACCAAUUCUUUGACCACAUCCCUCAACGGUACCAGCAUGCACUGGCACGGUAUCCGUCAAAACUACACCAACCAAUACGAUGGUGUUUCAUCUAUAACCGAGUGUCCCCUUGCAGUUGGAGAGACCGUGACCUACACCUGGAAAGCUACCCAGUAUGGUUCAACAUGGUACCAUUCGCAUUGGGCUCUCCAGGCUUGGCAAGGUAUCUUCGGCGGUAUUAUUAUCAACGGUCCCGCCACUGCAGACUACGAUGAAGAUCUCGGCAUGGUCUUUCUGAACGAUUGGGAUCAUCAGACCGUUGAUGAGCUCUACUACUCAGCUGAGACAAAUGGACCCCCCACGUUGGACAACGGAUUGAUCAACGGCACUAACGUGUAUGGCGACGACGAUGACUCGUCCCAGACUGGUUCCCGCUUCAACGUGUCGUUCGAAUCUGGUACAUCUUACCGUAUGCGAUUGGUCAAUGCUGCAGUUGACACGCAUUGGAAGUUCUCCAUCGACAACCAUACCAUGACAGUCAUUGCAGCAGAUCUGGUACCGAUCGAACCAUAUGAAACAACGGUACUUGACAUGGGCAUGGGUCAGCGAUACGAUAUCAUAGUCACCGCGGACCAAGCUGACGUUGCCGACAAUUUCUGGAUGCGUGCUAUUCCCCAAUCGGCAUGCUCAGACAACGACUCGACAGAUAAUAUCAAGGGUAUCGUCUACUAUGGAGACAGCCCUGACACGCCCUCUACAACCGCAUACGAUUACACAGAUGGCUGUGACGACGAAACAGACAAUCUCGUACCUUACAUCUCCAAAACCGUUGAUGACGCGAACUGGAGCGAUCUCGAGACAGCAACAGUUGGAAAGAACACAGCUGGUCUGUUCAAGUGGCAGCUCAACAGCACCAGCAUGCUUAUGGACUGGGCAAACCCAACUCUGGCUCAGAUUAUGAAUGGCACAACUGAGUUCGAGACAGAUGAUGCAGUCAUUGAGUUGAGUGAGGCAAGUCAGUGGGUCUACUUUGUAAUCGAGACUUCCUUGGCAGUCCCGCAUCCCAUUCACCUCCACGGCCAUGACUUUUCCAUUCUGGCUCAAGGAACUGGCACGUACUCGUCUUCUGUGACUCUGAACACGAGUAACCCACCUCGUCGCGACACGGCCAUGCUUCCAGGAAACGGAUAUCUCGUCAUGGCAUGGGAAACAGACAAUCCUGGUGUAUGGCUAUGUCAUUGUCAUAUCGGUUGGCAUACUUCUGAGGGGUUUGCUCUACAGUUUAUUGAGCGCGCGAGCGAGAUUCCUGAUAUUACUACAUCAAGCUAUGUUUCUGAUGUCUGCGAUAGUUGGACUACCUUUCAGAGUGAGAACUCGAUUGAGCAGGAGGACUCUGGCGUUUAA
Molecule: messenger RNA, 1701 nt
Organism: Fusarium graminearum PH-1
Lineage: Eukaryota; Fungi; Ascomycota; Sordariomycetes; Hypocreales; Nectriaceae
Exons: 3
Coding region: 1-1701 (566 amino acids)
Molecular function (GO): oxidoreductase activity; copper ion binding
Source: RefSeq, a predicted model, not a curated record